GCGCGAUUCCGUCGCCGCUGUUCGGAUACCGCGCGCGAGUUCCUUCUCUCAGUUUGUAUUCAGUAUCCACCUCGUAUUGGUGGAUACGUUCGGUUCUUAAUUCAGUUCAACGAACCAUUCGUUCUGCGAGCCGCGAAAAAACCGUCCGAAAGUACACGUUCUCUUGACCAAGGUAACCGAGUUCAAGGCGCCAGUAGUGCCAAUUCUGUGCGAUUUGUUUUGACAGUGGUUUUCAACGGGUUACGAAACAAUAUGCUGCCGACGCGAUUUGUUGGUCUACUGUUGGUGCUUUUCGUCACGCAGGCCUGGUGCAAGCCGACGAAGAGCUCCGAGAGCGAGGAUUACCACGACGACGAUCCACCUCCCGAUUACGAGAGCGAACCGAUCGAGGAUGACGACGAACCUGGAACCAGCACAGAACCGCCGCAGAUCCUGUCCAAGCCAAAAGUGAUACACGCAAAGAACGGAUCCACGGUUUCGUUGCCGUGUAUCGUGAAAAAUACAGAAAACGUGGCCGUCUCGUGGAAACGAAACAAUGAAACCCUGUACUACGACUCGUUCGCCGUGACGAACGACACGAGAAGGAUCGUUCGACUGCAGAACAACUCGUUGGUGAUCCACAACGUCACUGUGAACGACAUGUCCGACAAUUACGAAUGUAGUAUUCUCGAAAAACCGGCCAUUACUAUUAGGCACAGGCUGAUAAUCGACGUUGACACGUCACCAAUUCGCGUAACACCCGGAAGCACGGUGCAAGUCACAGCCGGUGAAAAGCUCGUCCUCGGUUGCAUGACUACGAUGCAACCUCCACCGAAAAUAAAAUGGUACCGCAAGAUAAAGAAAUCGCUGGUUUUGAACGAUGGUAUGCCAACCAACCACCUGACGAUCAAGAACGUGACCAGGCACAACAGCGGCGAGUAUUAUUGCUUGGCGGAGGACGGCUCGGAGAGGCCGCCCGUGCAAGUCAUAUCGGUCGUCGUCAAUUAUCCUCCUGAAAUAGAGGUGGAAAGGGAUUCGGUGCACACUGGACUCCACGUCGAGUCGAAUCUGACGUGCAAGGUUUACGCACAUCCGGCGGCUAGGGUGCGCUGGUUCAAGAACCAGAAAGAGAUCCAGCCGGAGCCGCGGAGGAUAGAGCUGAAAACAGUGAAGCCGCUAUACACGCUGAAAAUCGCGGACACCAAAGAGCAGGACCUCGGCGAAUACAAGUGUGUCGCGGAGAACAAAUUUGGACAGGCUGAAAAGUCGAUUGUCCUUACCGGUUCGCCAUCCGAAGCACGGAUAGAAAGCGGUGGGGCGGCCAAGACUAAUAGAGGUUUAAUCCUAAGAUGGCGACUGGACAGUUUCUCGCCUAUCACCGAAUAUGUUUUGAAGUACCGUCGUAAAGGAGAAACCAAUUGGAUCAUUCUGAAACCGACAGUAACGAACGGCAAGGGCAUUGAAUUUACGGUGGAACACGAGAUCGAAGAACUUCAGCCGGGAUCGUAUGAAGCGACUCUCGAAGCUAGAAACGAAUACGGAUGGUCUCAACCCUCGAAACCGUACAUAUUUAUGGGAGAAGAAGUAAUCGAGGAAGCUGAAAAUGUUCAAGGACAAAAAGCUGCUGCAUCUCAACCCACGUUAGCCUUGGCAACAUUACUCCUAGUCAUCUCGUCCUGUGCCUUUACAAGUCUGUAAUUUACUGAACUUCUUAAACUAUGUAGGUAAUUUGCUGCAGCCAAAGCGAACACCAGCGGAUGCAAUGGUGGGUUUAGUGAAGCAAGAAUGUCUAGGAGAUCCGAAUGCCAUUAGUGUAUUAUAUUUUU
Nomia melanderi (Alkali bee) is the source of this 1805-nucleotide messenger RNA. RefSeq names its product protein amalgam. Gene Ontology annotation, biological process: homophilic cell-cell adhesion; synapse organization. Lineage: Eukaryota; Metazoa; Arthropoda; Insecta; Hymenoptera; Halictidae. Gene Ontology annotation, molecular function: protein binding; axon guidance receptor activity. The record is from RefSeq and is a predicted model, not a curated record. Gene Ontology annotation, cellular component: axon; plasma membrane; neuronal cell body.